This is a messenger RNA of Linum trigynum, 4308 nucleotides long. The record is from the annotation of a GenBank genome assembly. Lineage: Eukaryota; Viridiplantae; Streptophyta; Magnoliopsida; Malpighiales; Linaceae.
AAAAGAAUCAGACUUAACUCAAAAUAUUGAGAAUUUGAUGGUAAGGAUAUUUAAUGGGAGAAACAAAAAAAAAUAAGAGGUAAAGUAGGAGAAAAAAUAUCACAUAUCAAGAUGUAAAACCUAUCUAAAUAUCAGAAAUUUGAUAUCUCUAGAUUUAAGAGAUUUGAAAUCUUUGAAGCUAAAAUCUACGUUACAAAAAGAACAAUAAAAUAUAAUUUUCUGUUGGAUCUAUGGAUUCAAUGAAUCUCUAGUCCAAAUCCUUUUCUUCAAAUGAGCUCGAAAUCUUAAAUAUUUUUUUGUGAAAAACUUUAUUUGAUGAUAUUAGUUGCAAAAAUUACAAGAUAAAUUUCAUUAAUUAUGUUAAUUAUUAUAACAAAAUUGAGACUAUCAUGUCAUUGAACGGUUUAACACGUUACCUUUGAUGUUUUUGACUGAAAAAUCUAGUUCUCUCUCAAAACUCACAAAACAAACUUUUAUACCCGAGUGUAGAGCAUGGCUCAUAGCCUGGUUCAUGGGUUUGGGCCACGAACAUGGCUUAGGUUGUGACUUGCCCAAAACUUGCUUGUUUCAUUUAUCAUUAGGGGGCAAGUCAUGGUUUGGUGUGAAGUGACACCCACAACGGUGGCUUUUGAAGCUGUGGAUGUAACUUGUGUUUUCCUCCUGUCUUCUUGUUCACCUCACGCCUUGGAGGUGAGAGUCACCGCCAUGGCCGUGACAUUGGGCAACCUGGAUGUGACAUAAGAUUUUAUGUUGCCUUCGUCCUGUUCUUUCCUCCAAAUUCUCCGAAUUUUGUUCCUAGGCUCCAUGCACGCACUAGGACAUGAAAUAUGACAAAAAAGGAAAACCUAGUGUAAAAUAGGCUGAAGAAUGAGUUUGACCAAGUCAAACAAUCAAGAUAUGGGGAUCUAAACAUAUAUAUUUUUAUCGGUAUCAAUUUCCCCACACUUAAUUGUUUGCUUUCCCCAAAUAAAUCUAAGUCAAACCAAUGCAAUUCACUAGACUCGCAUAAUGGCUUACAAUUUCGAUCGUGGGUAGUGGGUAAAUAGCAACUUACGAGGUCUACCGGAGACAAGAAAUCUCCCAACCACAUAAGAGAGGACUCUAGCUUCGAGUUAAGAAAAGCCGAAUGGUAGAGGUAGGACAAACAACAUGUGAAUGAGAAGACUAAACAGGCCACUAAUAUCUUGUCUAUUCAGUUUCGAGGAGAGGUAUAAGGAAGGAUGCAAAAAAUCAUAUAUAAACUUCUAUGCACCCUAAAAUUGAACGGACCGAAAACAAAAUCAUAUAUAAACUUCCAACCUAUUUAUAUGUAUACUAGGUGGCGAUGAGAAUUAGGCAUAGUCUCAUUAGACUAUGUCUAAUUCUAUGAAACACUAUUUAAUAAGAGAACUAAAACUGCCUUCGUGCCGUGGACUAGUCUCAACAUUUAUCGUUGAGGAAACCACGUAAAUUCGGUGUGUUGUGUGCUUGCUUUGUGAUUCCGUUUAUGAUUGUCAUGGUAUCAGAGCUUCGGGAUUGAUCUUGUGGAUUUCAGAGCUUUGGUUUCUAUUUGGUGCGCCGAUUUCUGGUCUCUCGGCUUCUGUUUUGGUCCGCUGCUUUCUGGUGUCACAGCUUCAGGUUCUGUCUUUUUGGUUGUUUAUUGAUUCUGAAUUCCAGCGCUUGCGUGCGUCUGGUGGCUUCCGUUUUUGUGGGCUUCUUCUGGGUUUCUUGUUCGUGCAUUUCUGGACCAUGGGCUUCAGCGGCGUCCGCUUUUGUGGUUUCUUCCGGUCUCUUUUGCUUGUUUGUGGGUUCUUUCUUGGCGGCGAUUUUUGUUGGUGGUUUCUUGGCUUAUUUUCUAGGUUCCUUCCCACAGCAUCGCAGCUUGAGGUUCCAACUUCCAACUACACAGCUCGAGUCUAGCAGCAACCUGGUUCCCGUUUCUCUAGCUGCUGCUCUUUUGUAUUUGCUUCUUCCUGGUCCCCGUUUCCUCUCGGCUGCUGCUAUGUAGCUGCUGGUUUGUUUAUUAUUCUUGGAUGCUGCUGUUGUGAUUCUUGGUUUUUCGCCUGUCUAUUAUUUUUGGGUGGUUCUUGGCAGUUUGGGUGUUUGGACGAGGUGGUUUUGCUUGCUUAUUCUGCAGUUAUGGAUGGUGCUAAGGAUGUUCCCUCUGUUCGUUUCAAUGGGAAGAACUUCCCGCUGUGGGAACUUCAAUUUCAGAUUUUUGUGCAGGGGCGUCGGUUGCUCCCUAUUCUCGAUGGUACUUCUCCUGCUCCGUGUGCGGAUGCCUCAGCCAAGGUUCAGGCAGAUUGGGCGAUUGAAAAUGCUCAAGUCAUGUCUAUGAUCUUGUCGUCAAUGGAUCCAACCGUUGCUCUUAGUCUCCGGGCCUUCCUGACUACUCAUGCCAUGUGGAAGCAUUUGCGUGAUAUCCACUCUCAAGCUGACAUCUCGCGCAAAUUUGAGCUGGAAACUGCUAUGCCACUCUUCAUCAGGGGGAUCUGGAUGUCUGUGCCUACUAUCAAGCUGCGCUCAAUCUCUGGACCGAGCAGGACAUGCUGACGGCGUCUCUUGUUUCUGAAGCGGUGUCAGCUGAGGUGCUUAAGGAGCGUGUCAGUUCUUGUCUGAUGGGGUUUCUCAUGCGUCUUAACCCUGCUUUUAAAGGCAUUCGCUCGUCGAUACUUCAUCGCAAUAUCGGCUCCAUUGAGGAAGUCUUGGCUGAGCUGAUUCGUGAGGAGACGCGUCUCCGUGCUCAAGCUAAGCUUGAUGUUCACUCCUCUGAUUCUGGUUCUGUUUUUGCUGUUCAGCAGGGUCCUCCGCAGUUUGGUCGUACCCCUUUAGGGGUGGUCAUUUGUUAUCACUGCAAGGAACCGGGUCACAUCCAGGUUCGUUGCCCGGAGCGAGUGGUGUGCAGUUAUUGUAAGGCUGCUGGGCAUGUUAUUGGGGAUUGUCACAUUCUUGCGCAGCGGGGUCGAGGUCAUGGUGGUCGCUCAGGCUCGUCUCCCUCUGCUGGUCGGGGCUAUUCUGCUCCCCGUGCUCCUCCUGGUGUGUCGUAUGCCACUACUCCUUUUACCCUCAUUACGGUGGCGGCUGGUUCCGCUAGCUCCUCGGGUGUGUUCUCUGCGGAGAUACGGCGUUUAGUUCAGGAAGCACUCCAGGAAUCUCUUCCUUCUGCGGUCACUGCUGCCUUCUCGACUGGACAUGAGGACGGGGAAGGUGAUAGGGCACGGGAGUAAGCGGGGUCGUGUUUUUCUCCUUGAUUGCUAUGAGCGCCAGGAGGGAGAUCGGGGUGGUACAGAUGACGGGACUAUAGCUCGGGACUCCAUUUCAGCUCGCACCAUUAAGGAGGAGGAUUUUGCUUUUGAUUCACAUUUACAAUUAGACAAUACUGGUUAUUCUAUUAAAUUGUCUGAUUGGGAUUUGUGGAAUUUUCAGCUUGGCCACCCUCAUAAAUCGAGACUUUUUGAUAUGUUUAAGAAGAAUUGGUUGUCUGGCACCAUUCGCACUAGGCCUGAUUAUACGUGCACUCAUUGUGUGGAGGCUAAGAUUUCUCAGCGUUCAUUUAGUGCUAGUACCACGGAGUAUGUUGAUCCGUUUGAUCUGGUUCACACCGACCUAUGGGGGCCUUCUCCCGUCACAGCUCGUCUUGGUUUUCGCUAUUUUGCUCUGUUUAUGGAUCAUGUUACGAGAUUUACGUGUGUUUACUUUCUCAAACAGAAAUCUGAACUCUUUGAUGUAGCCCGUGACUUUAUUCAGAUGGUUUCCACUUAGUUUGGGAAAACAAUCAAGAUUAUGCGCUUAGAUCCCGGCGGGGAGUUCUCAUCUAAUCCUUUGCAGGAUUUAUUUCUGCAAAAGGGUAUUCUACCUCAGCAGUCAUGUCCCGGUGUAUCGCAACAGAACGGGUUGGUGGAGCAAAAGAAUAGCCAUGUGCUGGAGCUCACUCGGGCACUACUCUUUCAUUCCUGCCUUCAUACUAGCUUUUGGGUUGAAGCUGUUCAUACGGUAGUGUACCUUAUUAAUAGGCAGAUCACUCCGGUCCUUAAUCAAUGCAGUCUGUACCAGAUUAUUCUCGUCUUCCCAAGUAUGCUUGGCUCAGGGUGUUUGGUUGCACAUGCUAUGUCUUAUUACCUCGUCGGGAACGCAAUAAUUCUAAUGACUAAGUUGUAAUUUAAUUAAAUUUGAGGUAUCAAAAUAUAAUAGUUUAGGCAACCGUAACCUCACUUCAACUUUAUAUAUAUUAACAAUGCAACACAAAGUUACAACUUCAAAAGAAAAACUUACCGCUAUGGAUUUUGUGAAGAUUGAAAAGUGAUAAAUGAAUAAACAUCAACAUUAAAA